This is a messenger RNA of Aspergillus tanneri, 1518 nucleotides long. RefSeq lists its product as uncharacterized. The transcript has 4 exons. Gene Ontology annotation, molecular function: iron ion binding; monooxygenase activity; heme binding. NCBI's taxonomy places the organism in Eukaryota, Fungi, Ascomycota, Eurotiomycetes, Eurotiales, Aspergillaceae. Bases 1 to 1518 code for a protein of 505 amino acids. The record is from RefSeq and is a predicted model, not a curated record.
AUGGCUAUAUCAGCAGCACUAUUAAUACUACGCGAGAGCAUCCCCCAAUCACAUUUACAGCUAUUGGCCACUGUCACCUUGGUUGUACCUGUCCUUUAUGUCGCUAUCAAUGAAUUCAUACGUUACUCCGCACGUGUUCCGGGAAUUAGAGGGCCCCAUGGUCUACCAGUGAUUGGAAACCUUGCUCAGAUCCGCAAAAAUGCUGCUGAACAAUACCGGAUAUGGUCAAAGACAUACGGAUCCGUCUAUCAAAUUCAACUGGGUAAUAUUCCAGUUAUCGUGGUCAACUCAGCAGCAGCAGCCAAGGUGCUCUUUGGACAAAAUGCGCAAGCUCUGAGCUCGAGGCCUGAGUUUUACACUUUCCACAAAAUUGUAUCCAAUACGGCUGGUACUACAAUCGGAACUUCACCAUACAGCGAAUCACUGAAGAGACGCAGAAAAGGAGCUGCAUCGGCUCUGAAUCGGCCGUCCGUGGAAUCCUAUGUCUCACACUUGAACGUGGAAUCCAAAGCGUUUGUGUCAGAGCUUUUCAGGUAUGGAAAUGCCGGCAAAACACCAGUUGAUCCAAUGGCAAUGAUCCAACGCUUGAGUCUGAGCCUGGCUUUAACUCUUAAUUGGGGAGUACGCGUAUCAUCUCAAGAGGAAGACCUGUUCGAUGAGAUAACCCACGUCGAGGAAGAAAUUAGCAAAUUCCGGAGUACCACAGGCAACCUGCAGGACUAUGUCCCUCUCUUGCGUCUUAAUCCAUUCAACAAUAACUCCCAAAAGGCAAAGGAGAUGCGAGAUCGCCGUGAUAGAUAUCUCAAUUCUCUCAACCGUAAUUUAGACGACCGGAUGAGGAAAGGGGUACAUGAACCCUGUAUCCAAGCAAACGUGAUCCUUGAUAAGGAUGCUAAGCUAAAUUCAGAAGAGCUCACCUCUAUCAGUUUGACUAUGUUGUCGGGAGGGCUUGAUACAGUCACUACACUCGUGGCUUGGAGUAUCGGCCUUCUCGCCAAACGGCCAGAUAUUCAAGACAAGGCCGCAAAAGCCAUCCAAGAGAUGUAUGGCCAUGACCAGCCAAUGUGCGACGCCGCCGAUGACCAGAAAUGUGUAUACUAUACAGUUCUACGUUUAGCACUUCCCCGUACCUCAAUUCGAGAUAUCACUUACAACGGCACUGUAAUCCCUAAAGGAACCGUGUUUUUCUUAAAUUCAUGGGCCUGUAAUAUGGAUCCUGAAGUCUGGAGUGAUCCCGAUGAGUUCAGACCAGAGAGAUGGAUGGAACAACCUGAUGCGCCAAUGUUUACUUAUGGAAUGGGUUAUCGUAUGUGCGCAGGCUCACUCUUAGCAAACCGCGAGCUGUAUUUGGUGUUCAUGCGAACACUCAGCAGCUUCCACAUUCAGCCGUACGACGAUAUAGACUGGCAUCCUGUUAAUGGAAAUUCAGAUCCUACUAGUCUGGUAGCAAUUCCGAGGAGAUACAAGGUCAUGUUCAUCCCUAGGAAUGAAAAAGCGCUCUCCAAUGCUCUGGCUUGA